AUGGAGUGGCGCCAACCACGUCCUGGCCGCAACAGAAACGUUUUUAAAGGAUCCUUCCUGGUAUCAACUCUACUCGACCAGCAUUCAAACCGCUUCAAGAGUAGGGCCGCGGCGGUCAAGUUUGCCAAGAAACUGUUUCGCGAGAGUCAGGUAAAGAGUAUAUUUGGAGCCAAUUACUUCGAAGACUCGCCACACCUCUACAUGUGGAACGAUGACGUCAUCACCAAAUAUCAGCGAGCUAAUACUAUGACGUCGCAUGUGUCACGUGGUGCAAGAGAAUCUCGUUAUGAUCAAAAAGUUAUAGAGGAUGCCAAAAAUCGAAUUUUAAAUCGUGGGGAGCAGAUUAACUUAGUGAAACCGUUCCAUGAUUCUAAUCCGGAAUCUGAUAGCGAUUAUUAUAGGCCUAGUGAAAUCAGUCGGCUACAUAGAAACCUCGAUCCUCGGAUCUAUCAUUCGUAUUCCACGGAGAGCUCGCUAGAAUCACAAAACAUCUACCGUCAGGUCAACAAAAUAUACUCCAAACACAAACAUUUAACUUCCAUGUCUAAAUCUCGGAAUCACGCUGCUAUCCCGGAAGAAAAGAUGGAUAUACCGGAAGUGACGCAAGGAGAAUAUAUGACGGGAACCGUUACGGGUACAAUGAAUAGUCAGGCGUCAUCAGCGGCGACGGAAAACAGCGAUAAUGGCCGGAGGUGGGGAGAAACAGCCUAUUCCUAUUCGGACAAUGAAAAACAAUUGAUUGAGGAAAUGAAACGGAUGAAAAAAGAACAUCAGUAUAUUUUGAAAACGUAUGAAGAACGAAUCAAUAAACUAAUGGCUAAGAUGCAUGAAUUACGGAGUAUAGCUGAAAUGUUGGAGAAUUCCAGUACCAAAUCAUCUCCGUAUGGAAUUUUACCCAAUAAAGCCAACAUCCUUAGUAUUAUAGGAUCUAAAUUAGACGAGGAGCGGAAAGAAGCAGGUUUAUUUGGGGCCGAUGGUGAUGAUCCUCCUCCCCUACCCCCACGGCCAGUCCGGGGGAACAAGAUCUACCCUAAUAAACCGAUCGUACAUACCGGGGUUAUCAUGAAACAUCUUCCAUGGAGCAGAAUUAUUGUCAAUGAAGAGGGUGAAAAUGGACCUACCUCUAUCUGGCAGAGUAUGAUGGAACCUAAAAUAGACGUCGAGGAAUUAGAGAGGUUGUUUUGUGCGACGACAGAAUCACUGGAUGAUAUUUCUCUGUUUGAUGAUAUCUAUGUAAGAAGAGGUAGACCCAAACAUCAGCUGGUUAACAUCUAUGAAGGGGACAAAGCCCAGAGGAUUGUGGCGGAGAUGAGAAACUUACGAUGUUCUUUAAACGAUCUGAUCCAUUCUGUGACAGUUUUAGAUUCCAAAGACCUGAAUCAAGAAAGUUUAGCACAGUUAUUAGAUCUACUGUGUUCAUCACGUGACAUGGAGAAGAUUGUACACCACGUGAAGAGAAAAGGGGCGGCUCAACUCGACUAUCCUGAGUAUUUGAUAUCUGAAAUCUCCAAAGUUGACCAUUUUAAAGAAAGAUUGGAAUUUCUCAGAUUUCGUGAAAAAUUACAGAUUAAUUUAUUUGAAAUUGAACAACAGUUACGAGAGUUACAUACAGCUUGUGAUGAAAUCUGUAACAGCCUGGCCUUAAAGAAUCUAUUGGGAACUCUGUUGACUGUAGGCAACUAUUUAAACGGUGGGUCGGAGAAGGGACAAGCUGAUGGUUAUAAUUUAGAUAUAUUGAAUAAGUUAAAAGAUGUCACAGACAAGAGUCGUCGAGGAAACCUGUUAGAGUUUGUUGUUAAAUCGUAUUGUAAAUUGUAUGAGAGUGAUGUAGAAACAGGUUGUCCUACGAGAUUUCGGCUUCCAGAACCUUCCAACAUGAGACAUGCUGCUCAAGUAUCGUUCGAGGACAUUCAUAGAGCUUUGAACAGUUUACGUCAAGAAUUACACAUUGUUAAAGACAGGAUUGAGGGUGUAGCCAGAACUGAUAACAGUAAUACCACAUAUCAACUGAAAGUUUUGAGUGAAAAUUAUUUUACCUGCGCUGUUGAAGUACUAGCAGAAGAAGAUCGCCUCCUGGAAGACACUAAGAAAUAUUUUAAGAAAACCUCCACUUAUUUUAUUCACGAUAGAAAAACUUCACCUCAAGAUUUCUUUCAAAUUUGGGCCACAUUUCUUCAUGAUACCAAAUUUUACUGGAAAUUAUCUCACAGAAACUUGGCGAAACUCAGAUUUGAAAUGGAGUUUUCCGCCAAGAAUCAAAUGUCUUCCACGUCACACCACAGUCACCAUGGUAAAUAUAGAAACGAGGUGAAGAAACAUCUGUCAACAUUGGAACAGGACCGUCACCUGAACCGUGCCCAGCAACUCAAACAUAUCAAUAACUGGAUCGAAUCCGUGGGGAAAUACACCGAGGAGAUCAACUCAGACAUACCUCAUUACAAUCCACGUAGUUCGUCCACCAAACACGACCCGCAUUCCACUCAUCGACCAUCGUCUCCCAAACCAUUGACAUCCACGCCUCCCAACGUCCACAAACCUCUUGCCUUGAAUCAUAACAGUCCAACUCUGGCUGUACCACCCUAUUAUGGAAAUGGUAACCACAACUAUAUAAAUCAGGAGUCACCGUACGAUACUCUAACGAGAGGAAACGAGACUGAUGACGUCAAUAAACAGACGUCAAGUCCACCGGAAGUGGCUCCGAAGAAAAACAGUAAUCAGUUCUCGUUAAAAUCUUGGUUGAAGCGAGAACAAACAAAACGAAACGAUGACAAUAAUGUCAAUCAGAAACAAAACACUCCAUCGAGUACAGGUACCUUAGGGAAGAUUCGCAACUCGGUUGUGAAUAAAUUUUCGAAUUCUAAGAGACCUCUAGAUGCUCAACAUGAAGUGAACAAACCGGAAGUUGACCGGCGACUGAAAGACUCGAAUAAGAACAACUCGUCAUCUAAUCCAGGUCAUCAAACUAUAGUCACUGGCAAUGAAAUCAACGUCAACAUGGUCACAGGACCUAAUAUUUAUCUGGAACGUAACAAGGGAGACUACCAAGGUCUAUAUUUCGAGGUUCCUAUAACGAGAGAUGGCGGAUUUGGACAGAAUUCGAACCCAUCAACACUUGACAGUACAAAGAGUAGAGACAACUCCCCACCUAAGUAUGAUUACAAUAAAGAACAACCAUUCGGUGGCCAGUUCACAAGUCCAGAGAAAAAAAGCGUUUCGCCGCAUAAUGACGUGAACAAUAAUAAGAAAUCUCGCGGAAUUCCGCCAGAGACUCCUCCAAAACCAGCACGUGCAAAAGACCGCGUUAAUAUGGGCCACUCUGAACAAACCGUCCCACAUCUAGCUAGUACAGAUCCUCAGAUGGUGGUAGCCGAGGCUGUGCCUGUUUACACUGCCAAAUCCACACCGAACUAUGAGAACCAAACUAAAGUGGACCAUCGAUCUCAAGUUCUUCGUGGUCAUGCCGAACCUGUUCAUUCAUCACACAAACCUCAGCUAUCCAACUCAUCUGAAGUGUAUCGAAACGAACUCGCUAGAAAAAGUGAAAUGUUCUUGAAAGGAAGUUCACAAAAGACAUUGUCUCCAGAAAAUUACAGAAUGGGCUCCGGUAGUAAAUCUAAUUCCGACUUCAGUCGAAGCCCCCAGCAACAUUUUGACGGGUAUCCGGCGAGGUGCAGUGCCAGUACCCAGAACAUCCUGGAACGUCAGCUAAAUCACCUCAGUCCUCCAACCAUGUCAGACCCUAGAAACAUGACCCACAGAACCACACAGAAUUCAUCCUCGGUGACUAACCUUAUAGACCGGUUCGAGAAGAGUCCGGUUCAAAUGGAUUCUGAUAAACAACCAUCCAUGACAUCAACACCUCUUACUCAUCGUCGCAACAAUCAACUCUCGCCCGAACAGGAUUCAUACCAGACUCCUCACAGAGGCCGCCACCGGGAUCAAGAGUCAUAUAGCCGAUCACCACCGCGAUCCAAGUCUCAAGAUCGGAGUAAACCCAGGUCUCGAGAAUCUAGUCAACAACGAUACCAUGAUCGUGAAUCCAGUCAUCGACAGCAAGAUCACCGCGGGGCACAAGACCAUCGUGGGACACAAGACCAACAUCAAAAUCAGAUCCGAAAACAGGAUUCGUUCCGGCAACAGGACGAGUUCAAGCAGCACGACUACAACCACAAUCCAUCUGAAAUUAGAAGCAGCAAGACCCAGACAUAUCCAGUACCCAAACCACGACGAAAUCAACCUCAAGUCACUCCAAACAUGAACCAAUAUAACCAACAGCAGUACAACCAGAACCAGCGAUAUCCCACCUCGAAUUAUCAACAACCUUCUGAUACCCAGCAAUACCAUCAACAUUUUACCAAUAAAUCACCGCCUUCUAAUCACCAACAAAUAGUCAUCCAUCAAAUACCAACAAGCCAUCAAACACCGCUCAAUCACCAUACACAAUUCAAUCACCACACACCGCCCGACCUCCAAACACCAGCAAGCCACAAAUUACCAACCAACCAUCAGGCUAAGGCCAACCAUCAAACAACCUCCAACCAUUAUUCAAGCCAGCCACCCAAUCAGUACCAGAUUUAUAAAGCGACGCCAGUGACUUACAAUAAGAGCGAUCAGGACAAUACAUACGGCUUCAGCGAUCACGAGGACAAUUAUACGGAUCAGUUGAGAAAAGCAUCGAAGGCUAAAUCUAGUGCAGUAUUUGAUAGGUAUACUAACUCUACAACCAGUCCGCAAUAUGGCCGCCAAUCUGGCACAAUGGCCGUUGUGAAACCCACAGUAAUGCAGCCUAAACCAAUGGAUAUAUGAACACCUUUAAGACUGCACUUUCUCGAAAUACAGGUAAACGGUCGAGAGCUAACCCAGAGCAAAACCUACUCGGAAUAAUAUACUAGCCUAGAGAAUGUCACAAUUCCUAUGAAUGUAUAUGUAAAAAUACUGAAUUCCAUUGAACAAAGAAACGCGAAGCUGACGCAAAGCUGAUCUGGAGCUUGGUAAAAUUCAAUCGCUGAACGGUAGUAAGGGUAACCGUGUCGUUAUUUGAUAGCCUGUUUUAGUCUGAGUUACAGACAUCCCUUAUCGUCAUCGUAGUCCAAGUUAGAAUAUCUGUCUACAUUAAAUUUAAAGACAUCGGUUGCCUAUUUAAUAAUAAUUUAACAAAGAUAAAAUACAGAUUUUAAAUAUUUUAUUGUUGUAAAAAGCUUAAAUUGAUUUAGUGAUUGGCAAUCUGUCGCUUGAAACAUUGAGCUCAUAAACAAUUAAGGCUUUUAUCGUGGUUCUUGGCUUACUAUUGAGUAGUCUGAAGAAUUAGAACUGUCCAGAUAAUAUAUUAGCUGCAAUAUUUGAUAAAAUAAAGUUAUUGUUAUUAUUAAUGAU
Lottia gigantea (owl limpet) is the source of this 5373-nucleotide messenger RNA. RefSeq lists its product as hypothetical. Gene Ontology annotation, biological process: actin filament network formation; cortical actin cytoskeleton organization; actin nucleation. The coding region runs from base 1 to 4806 and encodes 1601 amino acids. Gene Ontology annotation, molecular function: microtubule binding; actin filament binding. NCBI's taxonomy places the organism in Eukaryota, Metazoa, Mollusca, Gastropoda, Lottiidae. The record is from RefSeq and is a predicted model, not a curated record. Gene Ontology annotation, cellular component: cytoplasm; cytoskeleton; actin filament. The transcript has 13 exons.